UGGAAGGCGCGGAGCUGAGCGGAGUGUGCGCGUCAAGCCGUACGUGGGUCCCGCGGACCAUCCACUGACGUGGGGAUCUUUUCGCCCUCUCCCUCUCCAUGGUCACCCUCAGCGCGCUGCAGGAGACAUGUGGAAGACUUGCGGGAGCGCGCGGCGCGUAACCCUGGUGUGCGCGCUGCUGGCUCUGUGCGCGGAGGUGUCGUGGUCUACAGGAUACUUUGAGCUCCAGUUGCUGUCGGUGGACAAUCCCAAAGGUCAGCUGCAGAGCGGAGAAUGCUGCGACCCGAGUCCCGGCGAGGACCCGGAGGGCUGCGGCGCGGACGAGUGCGACACGUACGUGCGCGUGUGCUUGAAGGAAUACCAGACGGAGGUGAGCCCCAGCGGAGCGUGCACGUACGGCUGGGAGACUACCAAGGUGCUCGGCGGGAAUACUUUUCAGUUCAAGGGCGGACAGAGCCGCAGUCAGGACGCCGGGAGGAUCCUCAUCCCUUUCCAGUUUGCGUGGCCGCGAGCGUUCACAGUGAUAGUGGAGGCGUGGGACCAGGACAACAGCACCCACAACAAAGACGACGAGCUGCUGAUUGGGCGCAGUGUCCACAAAGGCAUGAUCAAUCCCGGCGAGGAGAAGCAGACCUUGGAGUUCCAAAGCUCGAGUGCCAGCAUGGAGUUCAGCAUCCGCGUGCGCUGCGACGAGCACUACUACGGCAGCAAGUGCAACAAGGUGUGCCGCCCCCGGGACGACUACUUUGGACACUACAUGUGCGACCAGCUGGGCAACCAAGGCUGCAUGGACGGCUGGACCGGCCCCGACUGCAAGACCGCCAUCUGCAAGCCGGGAUGCAGCCUCAUGCACGCCACGUGCGACGUCCCCGGCGAGUGCACGUGUAACUACGGCUGGCGGGGUCCGUUCUGUGACGAAUGUUUGCAGUACCCGGGGUGUGUCCACGGCACCUGCACCAAGCCCUGGCAGUGCACGUGUGAGAAGAACUGGGGAGGCCUGCUGUGUGACAAAGAUCUGAACUACUGCGGGACCAACCGUCCAUGUAAGAACGGGGGAACGUGCAUGAACACAGAACCAGAUGAGUACAACUGCGCCUGUCCAGACGGCUACUCGGGCAAGAACUGCGAGAUCGCUGAGCACGCCUGUGUUUCCAACCCCUGUGCCAACGGCGGGACUUGCCAUGAGGUCCAGUCCGGAUUUGAGUGUCUCUGCCCCGCUGGCUGGUCUGGACCCACCUGUGCUAAAGACACUGACGAAUGUGCAUCCAGUCCCUGUGCUAACGGCGGGACUUGCAUCGACCAGGAGAACGCCUUCGAGUGUCUCUGCACCGCCCAGUGGACGGGACAGACCUGCCAGAUAGACGCUAACGAGUGUGCGGCCGAGCCUUGCCUCAAUGCUUACUCUUGCAAAAACUUGAUUGGCGGAUAUCACUGUGCCUGUUUCCCCGGAUGGAUCGGCCAUAAGUGUGACAUCAACGUGAACAGCUGCCAUGGACAGUGUCAGAAUGGAGGAAGCUGCAAGGAGGCGGUCAGGGGCUACCAGUGUGUCUGCCAGCCCGGUUUCGUGGGUGGGCACUGCGAGCUCCAGAGGAACCUCUGUGCCAGCGCUCCGUGCAGGAAUGGCGGCCGGUGCCACAACCUGCUGGACGGGUUCCUGUGUGAAUGUCUGCCGGGGUUCUCCGGGACAAUCUGUGAGCUGCAAAAGGACCCGUGCAGCCCCAACCCGUGUCACAACCAGGUCCAGUGUCACACCACGACGGGGGACUUCUACUGCAGGUGUCCUGAGGACUACGAGGGGAAGACCUGCUCACAACUGAAGGACCACUGCAAGACCAACCACUGUCAAGUAAUCGACAGCUGCACCGUUGCCGUGGCCACCAACGACAGCCAGAAGGGGGUGUGGCACAUUUCGUCCAACGUUUGCGGACCUCACGGACGCUGCAUCAGCUUCCUCUGCUCCUGCCAGCCUGGAUUCACUGGAACGUACUGCCACCAGAAUAUCAAUGACUGUGAGUCGUCUCCGUGUCACAAUGGAGGAACUUGCAUCGACGGGGUCAACUCCUUCUGGUGCUUCUGCCCGGCCGGCUGGGAAGGAAACCUCUGCCAUGUUGAUGUGAACGAGUGCAGCAAGAAGCCGUGUGAGAACGGAGGCGUGUGUGUGGACCUCCUCGAUGACUUCUACUGUGACUGUGUGGACAACUGGAAAGGGAAAAGGUGCAACUCACGUGAGAGUCAGUGUGACGCCAGCACCUGCCGUAAUGGAGGAACAUGUUACGACCACGGUGACGCCUUCCUGUGUCGCUGCCCCCCCGGUUGGCAUGGCAACACCUGCAACACGGUGAGAAACAGCACAUGUGAGUCCAGUCCGUGUGAGAAUGGCGGCACGUGUGUGGGCCAACAAGACAACUUCUCCUGUGUCUGCAGGGAUGGAUGGGAGGGAAACACCUGUGCACUCAAUGCUGACAACUGCAGUCCACACCCCUGCUACAACGGAGGCAAAUGUGUCGACGGCGAGAACUGGUUCCGCUGCGAAUGUGCCCCCGGUUUCGCCGGACCAGACUGCCGCAUCAACGUGGACGAGUGUCAGUCCUCCCCCUGCGCCCAAGGCUCCACCUGCGUGGACCAAAUCCACGCCUUCCGAUGUCUCUGUCCUCCCGGACGUGCCGGAGCCGGAUGUGGGGAGGUCGUGGGUCUUGGCAAGUCGUGUCAUCACGCCGGUCUUCAGUUUCCUCACGGCGGUCGCUGGGACGAGGAUUGCAACGCUUGUCAGUGCGUGGACGGCUCCGCCCACUGCUCCAAGGUGAUGUGCGGUCGUCGGCCCUGCCUCCUCCCGACUGCUUCCUCUUCGGACCCUCGGGCCCCGCCGCCCUGCCCCGGGGGCCACGGGUGUGUGGGCCACCAGUUCCUCACCUGCUUCUCGCCGCCGUGCCACCGGUGGGGCGUGUGCUCCACGCCGGAGCCGCCCGGACCCGUGCACACGCAGUGCCAGCCCAACAGCGGUUACCUUGACGACAGCUGCGCUCACGUCACGCUCAUCUUCAGGAAGGACAAGGUGCCGCAGGGAACCACGGUGGAGAACAUCUGCUGGGAGAUCCGCCAACUUCCUGUCACUCGGACGCUGGCCCAAGAGCGAGCGCUGCUCAUCCUCUGUGACCUGUCCUACUCCAACACUGACGCCGUGGAGGUUGCCAUGUCCCUGGAGCAGGACGUGCGCUCCAAGGUGGGCGAGCGUGGGCAGAUCCACAAGGCGGCCAGCGCCGUCAUCGGAGCGUUGUCCAGGCGCCACAACAGCAGCGUCAUGCUGGCAGUGGUGGAGGUCAAAGUUGAGACGCGGGUGGACGCCGCUUCUGUGGGCUACGUGGUGCCGCUGCUCUGCGUGCUCUUCUGCGCCGCCUGGGUCUCCUGCAUCGUGGUGUGCGUCUGGUGGACCCGCAAGAGGAAGAAAGAGCGCGAGAGGCGGUCCCGCGGCGAGGACGGGGCCGUCAACAACCGCCUGGCGCCGGAGCGGAGCCCCGCCCCCAAAGACAACCGCCACAAAGACAUUCAGUACGAAUGCAAGAAACUGAUGGGCGCGCAGGAGCGGGCGUGCGACGGCGCCGACGUCGAGGAGGGGGACGAGGAGAGGACGCCAGGCGCGGGGGGCGGGCGUGCGUCACCAAAGUGCCCGGAGGGGGCGGAGCAGAACAAGCGGGUGACGGCUGGGGGCGGGGUCGUAUGCACCAAGCUCAAAGCGCCGCACCGGACGGCCUACAGCCCCAAAGACAACCGCUGCAAAAACCUCAACGCCGCCACUCUGGGCGAGGACGUCAGAGACCACUACGUGUGAGCUCGCCACAGGGGGCGGAGCCUGACUGUUUUUAGCCUGGCAGGAAAUGAAGAUUCGAACGCGUGCCUUUUGCAGCUCCUCUUCACCUUUGACUGGCAGCUUCCUUCCUAUUGGCCCUCCUUGCCUUAGCCCCGCCCACCAGGCCUCUUUUCUACACUGGUCUCGUUAUUUUUUCAAAGAGGACACCUUUUUAAAUACUGUCCACUUGGCACACGCGCGUUUACAACACAUGUUCCACGCAACCUUUCAAAAUAAUGCUCUCGACUUCCCGCACGGGGGGGGUCCUUUCACAGUAAAAGUGCCUUCCACAAUUUGAAACGUUGACAUGUUUGUACAUAUAUUUGUAAAUAUCGACAAUGUGUACAUUUUACUUUGAUAACUUAAGUCCUGCUUCCUGUCCAUGUACAAUUCUCAUGAAUAUUAUUACUGCGCGCUUUACUUUGAAAAUGAUGUCAUUCCGAGUAUGUGUCGCACACCUGUUACGGACACGUUACACACCUGCAGCACAGGUGUUCCAGAGGCAUUACACAGUUGCAACGCGGGUGUCACACAGGUGGAUGUGUCUCAAGUGCUGCACGCGUGUUACCUGGAUGUUACACAGGUGUAACGCAGAUGUAUUCGACAGGUGUUACACAGGUGCUUGGAUGGUACACAGGUGUAACACUGCGACGUGACAUGCGCGUCACACAGGCCAUACAAACGUGCACCGUAACCCUGGACCCGACGCAGAUGUAACGCCGCGGGUGUUGCGUGGACGUUACACGGGUGUAGCGCUCAUGUUGCACGAGUGUUGUCCUGGUAUGACACAGGUGUGACAAAUGUAACGCUGCUGUUGCAAACAUGUAACCCUGGCCUCACACAGGUGCUACACAAGUGUUACAGGAAUUUUACACAGGUGUAACUCUGAUGUUGCGCGAGUGUAACGGAGACAUUGCACGGGUGCAAAAAAAUGUUACGUUGCAACUGUGUGACACUGACCUUUCACAGGUGUAACACAGGUGUUAAAAGGGUGUUACAUUUCUCAACUUCUACAUAGGUUUUACAUGAAUUUUACACAAGUGUAACGCUGCUUACACGAGUGUUACAAAGGCAUUAAAGAGGUGUGACAAAUGUUCCGUUGCUGUUGCAAAUGUGUAACACUGACCUCACACAGGUGCAACGUGGGCGUUACAAACAUGUUACACUUGUGUGACAUGGAAGUGACUCAAGUUCUACACACAGGUGCUACACUGAUGUUACAUUAGUCUUUUGUGGGCAUUAAACAGGUGCAAACAUGUGACACAAGUGUAAAAUAUGUGACUCACGUACUGCACAGGUGUGACACUGAUGUUACAUGGGUGUUGCAAAGGCAUUCCAUAGGUGUGACAAUUGUUACUUUGCUGUUGCAAAUGUGUAACACUGACCUCACACAGGUGCAACGUGGGCGUUACAAACAUGUUACACUUGUGUGACAUGGAAGUGACUCAAGUUCUACACACAGGAGUUACACUGACGUUACAUUUGUGUUCUGUGGGCAUUGAACAGGCGUAACAAAUGUUACACUGUGGCAAAACAUGUGACACAGACCAUGAGCAACACAUGUGUUACAAACAUGUUACGCAGGCGUAAAAUAUGUGACUUAAGUUAUACACGUGUUACAUGAAUGUUACGCAGUUGUAACACUAAUGUUACAUUAGUGUUUCGUGGGCAUUAAACAGGUGUAACAAAUGUUACACUGCUGUUAAAAAAAAUGUGACACAGACCUUACACAGGUGCAACACAGAUACUACAACCAUGUGAGAAGUCUAACAUGGAUGUGACUCAAGUUCUACACAGGUGUUACAUGAGUGCUACACAAGUUAUGUUACAUUAGUUUUUCGUGUGAUUAAACAGGUGUAACAAAUGUAUGACAAUGACCUUACACAGGUGCAAAACAGAUACUGCAAACAUGUCACACAAGUCUAACAUAGAUGAGACUCAAGCUCUACACGGGUGUUACAUGAGUGUUACACAGGUGCAACAGACGUUAAAUUAGUGUUUCGCGGGCAAUAAACGGGUGUAACAAAUGUCCCACUGCUGUUACAAAUAUGUGACAUGGACCUUACACAGGUGCAAACAUGUUACACAAGUCUCACACGGAUGUGACUCAAGCUCUACACAGGUGUUACAUGAGUGUUACACGGGUGUAACACCAAUGUUACAUUAGUGUUUCGUGGGCAUUAAACAGGUGUAACAAAUGUAUGACAAUGACCUUACACAGGGGCAAAACAGAUACUGCAUACAUGUCACACAAGUCUAACAUAGAUGAGACUCAAGCUCUACACGGGUGUUACAUGAGUGUUACACAGUUGCAACAGACGUUAAAUUAGUGUUUCGCGGGCAAUAAACGGGUGUAACAAAUGUCCCACUGCUGUUACAAAUAUGUGACAUGGACCUUACACAGGUGCAAACAUGUUACACAAGUCUCACACGGAUGUGACUCAAGUUCUACACAGGCGUUACAUGAAUGUUACACAGGUGCAACACUGAUGUUACGUGGGCAUUACACGGGUGUUGUUGUAGCGUCACAAGCAUGACAUAUUUAACAGUCACAGAAGUGACUGGAGUGUAACACAGACGGUACAUUAGUGUAACACGGGUGUUACAUGAGUGUUACACGGGUGCAACACCAAUGUUACAUUAGUGUUUCGUGGGCAUUAAACAGGUGUGACAAAUGUUACACUGCCGUUACAGGUGUAUGACACGGACCUUACGCAGGUGCAAACAUGUUACACAAGUCUCACACGGAUGUGACUCAAGUUCUACACAGGUGUUACAUGAACGUUACACAGGUGCAACACUGAUGUAACGUGGGCAUUACACGGGUGUCAUUCUCGCGUCACACAAGCAUGAUGCAUGUUUAACAGUCGCAGAAGUGACUGGAGUGUAACACAGACGAUACAUUAGUGUAACACAGGUGCGGCUCGGAGCUCCAUCACAGGCGUAACCGGCACUCGCAUUAUUUUGUCCGAUGGCACUGAAAAGGUUGCAAAAAUGAUGCUUCCCGAAAGCGAAGAGAAAGCGAAGAUCAAAGCUGCUCCCGCGUGCGAGUGUCAAUCACUAAGCCCCGCCUCUCGCCAUGAAGUCACGAAGGGAACACGUGGCGUCGUCACUCGUGCACUGACAAACACCAGCUAGCAUUUAGCAUUAGCUAGUGUGUCAAAGGUCACUCGUAUCUUGCCAGCAACAAGAAGAAGAAGAAGAGGCAGAAAGCGCUUUGAGAACUUUGUCAUCAUUUUGUACAAAAACGUUGUUGGUUUGCUAGCGAGACGUUUGUUGUUUGUUAGAA
Entelurus aequoreus (snake pipefish) is the source of this 7133-nucleotide messenger RNA. Its product is annotated as protein jagged-2-like. Gene Ontology annotation, molecular function: calcium ion binding; Notch binding. Gene Ontology annotation, biological process: cell communication; multicellular organism development; establishment or maintenance of epithelial cell apical/basal polarity. The record is from RefSeq and is a predicted model, not a curated record. Lineage: Eukaryota; Metazoa; Chordata; Actinopteri; Syngnathiformes; Syngnathidae. Gene Ontology annotation, cellular component: protein-containing complex; plasma membrane.